Messenger RNA from Cephus cinctus (wheat stem sawfly), 4174 nucleotides. RefSeq names its product RRP12-like protein. The transcript is spliced from 23 exons. The record is from RefSeq and is a predicted model, not a curated record. Lineage: Eukaryota; Metazoa; Arthropoda; Insecta; Hymenoptera; Cephidae. The coding region runs from base 185 to 4093 and encodes 1302 amino acids.
UUUAGAAUGAAGUACAAUUAGGGGACGAAGAAGACUUUUCUAUAUUACCUACGAAAUUGAAUGCUUUGGUUGUAGCACGUGCGCGUUGAAAAGCCUUUAACCUUAAUAAUAUUUUUACUGGUUACUACUGACGAAAUAGUUUUAAAGCGUAAAAAAAUAGUUCUUAAAGUGCUUUGAAAUUAAAAUGGGAAAAUUUGGACCACGUUUAGCAAGUCGGAAAAAAGCUAAACGCUGGGUAAAAGGACAAAGUUCGAGUUCGAACCCUGAAACCAAGAAACAUCGUGAACAGGCUCGAAGUCGAUUUUUUCAAGAAAAUCUUGGGUCUACUGGUUUAACUACUAAUGUACUAAAGAAACAUGAUGCUAUACAAGGGGUUCAACAUGUUGAAAGGAUUGAAGUUGAUGACGAAGAAAGCACUGUGGCAGGAAGCUUUAAUACGUUUGACACAUUUGCUAGUGAUUGGAGUGAUUGUUCGAAUGUUUCAUUCAGCCGGUUCUUAACUCGUUUUCAAUCGAGCUCCUUGGUUCACAAGGAAAUGCUGGCUGUUUUAGCAGCAAUUACAGAAGUUAUCAAACAAAAUGGUGGUACUGAAUCGUCAACAGAAUAUUAUGCUGCUUUGAUGACUGCAUUAGAAGCAGCAGAAACUGACGAGUCGGUUGCUGCUAUACUAUCAUUGUUAGCCAUGGGUUUGAAGACUGUACCAAAAAAUGUUAUCAGAGUACAAUUCAGUCAAGCCAGUCAAAUCCUUCUUCAAAUACUUACUAAGUAUGCUACCAGUGAAAGUUUCCUGAUUCUACGCACGUGUAUCGGUUGUUUGUCGCUAUUGCUGAGGGCCCAAGAAGCAGCUGUAUGGUCAAACUCAUCAACAAUACAAGUGCUAGAUGCCGUCUUAGCAUUUACAGUUCACGCUAAACCGAAAGUUCGCAAAGCUGCGCAGCAUGCAGUUUGCGCAAUUCUGAAAGGAAGCGACAUAAUGAGAACCGAUGAUCCACCAACAUAUCAUCCUGGCGCUUCUCAAACAGCAAAGCAUUGCCUUGCGCAAUUAGAAGCUGCAGGUCAACCUGGUGGAAUAACAAGUACUCUGCAUACGUUAACUUUACUCAAAGAUAUUUGUCAUCAACUUCCUAAGUCCUACGUUAAGUCAGUUUGUGAAGGACUACUAAGAAUUAUGACAUUGAAUAAUGUCUUGGUGACAUCUUGUUGCCUACAAACUUUUCAUGGACUUUUUAUAUCAAGACCCUCGGAGUCAAUAUUGCCAGCACAAUUAAAUGCUCAAAUUAUAAAUGCACUUUAUGAUUAUCAACCUGCACCUGGAGAUACACAACCAACUUUGGCAUGGCUUGCUGUGAUGCAGGAAGCUUAUUGUAAUCUGGUUCUGUUAUCCUUGCCCCUUUGCGCAGCGAAUAUCACACGAAUAUUAGAAAAGUGCACUGAACUUUGGUUGUCAGAUAAAAGUGAAGUAUUGUCCGGUGCAUCACAUACUAUCAAAACCCUUUUGCAAGUAUGCAUUACUCCUUUGUGUGCGACACAGGAAGAUGCUAAUAAAUACAAAACCACAUUGAUUAAAACCAUUCAGUUGAUACAACAAGGAAUGAAAUAUCAAUACAAUUCUGCAUGGCAUCAUGUGCUACAUCUUUUAGCUGUGAUCUUCCAGAUCACAGGACAUUUUUGUAAAGACGAGCUGCUAGACAUUCUCACUGCAUUAGCCGAACUCCGGGAUUCUUAUAAAUUUAUAUAUAAUGCCGAGGUGGAAUAUGCUGUUGGUGCUGCAGUUAGAACUAUGGGUCCCGAAAUUGUUCUACGGACAAUCCCUCUGCAGACUGGAUCAGACAUAAUAGAUUUAAAUAGAAGUUGGCUAUUGCCUGUGCUUAAAGAUUGUAUUAGCAAUGCUUCACUUUCUUAUUUCAUACAGUCACUGUUACCAUUAGCCACCAUGUGCGAGAGAAAAUCAGCAGCACUCAAAGCUAAUAACGAUGGUAUAGGUGCGCACAGUUAUGAAUUACUUACAUCUCAGAUUUGGGCCUUGUUACCAAGUUUUUGCAAUAAUCCAACAGAUAUUAAGGACAGUUUUAAGAGUAUUGCCAGGAUUCUUGGAAUGGCUAUAGCUGAAAGAAAGGCUUUGAGAUUAUCAGUGAUGGCUUCUUUACGAAAAUUAGUCGCAAAGGCAACAGAAAAUAAUAAUGCCGAAGAUAUAGCAGAGCUCGCACGAUUUGCUAAAAAUUAUUUGCCACUUCUCUUCAAUCUAUAUACAACUAAACCCAAUGGAUCGGACGAAGAAGGUCAACGUUUAGCAGCUCUAGACACUAUUAGGGUUUAUUUAUCAAUCACGAGUAACGAUAUAGUAGGCGAAUUGUUUGAUCGCGCUAUGGGCAGAUUGAAUGAUCCGCAAAUCGAUAGUUUCCUCAAAGAAAGUGUCUAUGAUUUGAUAAGAAUUUUAACACCGCAUACUGAGAAGGAAAGAUUAAAGGCACUCUAUGAAAAAUGUAUCCCUGUACUGAUGGAUACUAAGAAUCAGAAAGAGCAAAAGAAAUCUUACAGAUUGUUGGAAGAAAUUUGCGGUAGUGAGAGUGAUGUAUGCAAACAGUUCAGGCUAGAAAAUCGUAAAGCUAUACAAAAAGCAUUAGUUAAAGCUCAAAAUACAACAGUUACAACUAGUAAAAAUGCACGUCUUCGAUGUUUGAGUCAUAUCGUGAAAAAUCAUCCGCAAUUAGAGAAGACAAAAUUAUUGCGAGCUAUAGUUCCAGAAGCAGUUAUGUGCAUAAAGGAACUUAACGACAAGUGUAGAACCUCAGCAUAUCAAUUGCUGAAUAUUAUAGCAGAUAAGCUUUUGAGUAAUACGGAACACUUUAAGGAAUAUAUUGAUAUACUUGUUAGUGGUCUUGCUGGAGCUCCCAUAUUUUGUAGUGCUACUUUAUUGGCUCUUGCUUCCAUCACGUAUAAUUAUAACGGAUCAUUGGGUGUGAAAACUGUUCAUGAAAUAUUGGAACAUGCUUGUGUUCUUCUUUCUGCACCAACCAGAGAAAUAGUAAUAUCAGCUCUUUCUUUCAUCAAAGUUUAUAUCACUGUGAUGCCAUCGCCUACGGUAGCGCCUACUUUACCAGCAAUUAUGAAAGCCUCGAGUAAAAUGACUGAGGACUGUAAGCGUCACUUUAGACUGAAAAUUCGAGAUAUUUUAGUGAAACUAGUGAGAAAGUAUGGAAUUGAUACAAUCACGGCAAUGGUACCUGUAUCGGAUGAAGUGAUGCAUAAGAGGCUGAAAAAUAUUCGCAAAAUUCAAACAAGAAAACAAAAGGCUAAGGAACAGAAGAAGGCCCAACAGGGAGAGGAAGAUAGUGAUGAAGAAUUCAAUGUUAAAAGUAAACCAAAAAGUAUAGAAGAGAUUUUGGCGGACAGUGAUGAAGAGGAGUUUGAUGAAGAUAUGGAGACUGAUCAGCCUGAUAAGGGUAAGAAGCGAAAAUCACAGAAGAAGACUUGGAUUCAGGAAGAUGAAGACAAUAUAGUGAACUUCGUGGACCCUGCGGCUGCUAAGAGCAUAACAGCUACUCUACCAAAACCUGUUAUGCCUGGCCCAUCUAAACAGAAGGUCAAAAAUCAUGGUUUUAAGACAGCUCCUGAUGGACGUCUCAUUAUUAAAGAUAAUGAUAGUGAUAGUGACAAUAAUGACUCUAAGAAAAGUAAAAAGAAACUACCAUUCCUUGGUAGUGACUCAGAUGAUGAUUUUGAAGACGAGGAGACAAAAUCUAUAAUUUCUGCUGCGACAGCUGAACGGAAACGAAGGCAUAGCGGAAGUACCGAUGCUGCAAGUACGAGUACUCGACCACCAUUGAAAUAUCAAGCUGGGGGAUCAGGAAUUCAUCGACCAAUACAAAAUAUCAAGAAAGAUAAUACAUUUGGUAGUGAGUAUCGUGCCAAGAAAGCAAAGGGAGAUAUAAAGAAGAAAGGCAAACCAGAACCAUAUGCUUAUGUACCUUUAACUAGAGCAGCUUUAAAUAAAAGGAAGAAAAUGAAGAAUGCUGGAAGAUUUAAGAAUAUUAUCUCUGGAGCAAAGAAAGGCGCACGGGCUGGUAUAAAAAUUAAUGGAAAACACAAGUAGGUUCAAUUCUUGUAAAUGUUGAUUGUAAAAUAAUUUUAAGCUCUCAUUAAAUAAAUUAAUAAAAAUUUCUAUAUGUAUAUA